AUGACGGGCAAGACGGUCGAGACUUCUAAGCUGGCUCCUAGACUCCAUAUUGUCGUUGUGGGCGCAGGGAUCGGGGGGUUGUCAUGUGCCAUCGCUUGUCGGCGGGCGAACCCCCCGCUGGCGGUGACAGUGGUUGAAAGAGCACCGGAGAUCCUCACAGUCGGCGCUGGCAUUCAUAUUCCACCCAAUGCGUGUCGGGUGAUGGAUGAGUUUGGCCUUCGGGAAAAGUUGAAACAAGCUGGAGCGUACUCGGUUGACGGAUUCACCUUGAAGAGGUACAAGACUGGCGAAGACAUUGUCGAAAAGCCUAUGGGAAAACGGAUGGAAACAGAAUAUGGUUCUCAGUGGCUGGCUGUACACAGAGGCGAUUACCAAAAUGUGCUUCUCGACGCCGCCCGAUCUCUCGACGCCAACAUCAUGACGAAUGCCGAAGUUGUCAGUGUAGAAACUGGGACUGGGGCAUCGCUUGGCUACCAGACUGUAAAUCUGGCAGAUGGUAGCACCUUGAAGGCAGAUGUCGUUAUCGGCGCAGAUGGCCUUUGGUCAGGUCUUCGUGAGCAUGUGCUGGGAAGGCCGUUUGCGCCAUUGGAGACCGGAGAUCUGGCCUACCGGGGAACCUUUACUCGAGCACAGCUUGAGGCCUUCAAGGACGAAAGAGUGGACAAACUUCUGGACAAGUCCAACGUACAAGUUUGGCUGGGCCCGGGACGCCAUGCAGUCUUCUACCCUUUGAGAAACAAGUCAGAGUACAACUUGGUAUUAUUGUGUGCGGAUGAUCUUCCUGAAGGUGUUCGGACCUCGCCUGGCAGUGUGGAAGAAAUGGCAGCAAACUUCGAGGGUUGGGAUCCUGCCCUCAAUAUCAUCAUUUCCUGUUUGAAAACAGCCUUGAAAUGGAAGCUGUUGCAUUUCGAGGCGCUUGACAAGUGGACGAAGGGGCCCAUUGCCCUCCUAGGGGAUGCCACUCAUCCUACCCUGCCGUACCAAGGCCAAGGAGCUGCGAUGGCCGUCGAGGAUGGAGCAAUUAUUGGACUGCUCCUGAAUGAGCUGCAACAAAAAGGCAUCUCGGAAAUCCCUGGACAGCGAGUUGCCCAACUGACGGGAUUGUUCCACUUGUAUGAGGAUCUUCGAAAAAAGAGAACUCGAGUCAACGUUGCUGGUGCCGUUCUCACCCGACACUUUUAUCAUCUGCACGACGGAGAGGAACAGAUUGCUCGCGACAGAGACUUGGCCAGUCUCCCCGCGACUCAGUGGCAAGGAGCUUGCAAAUUCAACUGGGGAGAUGCUGCAUAUCAGAAAUCCUUGCUAGGAUUUGACGUUCUUCGAGAUGCGAAGGAAAAGUUUGAUGAGUGGUCCCGUGGAGACGCAGCAGGAACAAUACAGACCUCACUAUAG
This is a messenger RNA of Exophiala mesophila, 1392 nucleotides long. RefSeq lists its product as uncharacterized. Bases 1 to 1392 code for a protein of 463 amino acids. The record is from RefSeq and is a predicted model, not a curated record. Gene Ontology annotation, molecular function: FAD binding; monooxygenase activity. The transcript has 7 exons. NCBI's taxonomy places the organism in Eukaryota, Fungi, Ascomycota, Eurotiomycetes, Chaetothyriales, Herpotrichiellaceae. Gene Ontology annotation, biological process: secondary metabolite biosynthetic process.